Messenger RNA from Eurytemora carolleeae, 2585 nucleotides. RefSeq lists its product as uncharacterized. The coding region runs from base 1015 to 1953 and encodes 312 amino acids. NCBI's taxonomy places the organism in Eukaryota, Metazoa, Arthropoda, Copepoda, Calanoida, Temoridae. The transcript has 9 exons. The record is from RefSeq and is a predicted model, not a curated record.
GGCUAGGGGGCCUAGCGCUUUGGCCAGAACAGGCCUUUAAUUUUUACAAUUUUUAACAAAUUUAGUACAUAUUUAGGGUUAGGUUAGAUCAGGGUUCCUCCCAGGCUUUUUGUGGCAGGUCAGGAUAAAAGCAAAAGUGGCAGAUUCUCAAAAAGUGGCAGAAUUUACACACAGCCCGCGAAAACUUCGAAGAAGUUUUCUGCGGCAGGGGGUCACAAGGGGGGCAGAGCUCCCCUUGCAGAGAAAAUUUUGGGAUUUUGGUAGUAGAAUAGAGCGUUUUGGUGCUGUUAAAAGGUCAAUUACCAGGUCCCUAAUAUAAAAUUUUCAUUACUAUUUUUCAUGAAACCUUGGGAUUUUUAUAUUUUAUUGUUUAAGAUGCCUUUCUGAAGUCAAGUAAGAUUAGCUUUAGAAAAUUGGAAUACAUACAUGUGUGACGCUUAAUUUAACCAAUUACAAUGAAAAAGUGACCGAAUUUACACACAGCCCGCGAAAAUUUCGAGAAAAUGUUGGGAUUUUGGUAGUAGAAUAGAGCGUUUUUGGUGCUGUCAAGUAUAUGCACAGAUUAGCUUUUGAAAAGGGGGAAUAUAUUUGUGAAGCUUAAUUUAACCAAUUACAAUGAAAAAGUGACAGAAUUUACACACAGUCCGCGAAAACUUCGAAGAAGUUUUCUGCGGCGGGGGGUCGCAAGGGAGGCAGAGCCCCCCUUGAAGAGAAAUCUUUUGGAUUUUGGUAGUAGAUUAGAGCGAUCUGGUGUUGUAAAAAGGUCAAUAACCAGGUCCCUCCCAUAAGAUUUUCAUGAAACUUUGGGUUUUUUUAUAUUUUAUUGUUCAAAAUUUUUUGUGAAGUCAUGUAUGUGCACAGAUUAGCCUUUUAAAAGGGGGAAUACAUGUGUGACGCUUAAUUUAACCAAUUACAGACCGAUAAUUUUAACCAAUAACAGAAAAGAUCUCAGAUUUACACUUUUUGCGCGUUCACCCUUAGCAGAACUGAUGGCGUAUCUUUCGACCUACGCACAUGCGCUAUACUCAACUUCUGACCUACGUCAAAUCCGCUAAACUACACAUCCGACCUACAAACAACUGGUUUUACAGCUGCAUGAUGGUGGGAGGGGAAUCUAAAGAAAAUCCACCGCCCCCACCCCACACCCAAAUAUUUAAGAUUCCAGUUCUAUUUACGCAAGAGGUUAAGAACGUACUUAUUGACUACCAGGGGGUGCAGGAAAUGUUAACAAGGAACUUAAACGAAAUUAUCGAUUUGAACGAAGGGGAGCGGUUUGUUAAACUCUUUUGGAAUGAUUUCAUCCGAGAAAUCCACGGUUUGGGACAUAUUCAUCUACCAAAUAUCCUUGAGAAGCUAGUUACAAACAACGGGUUAAUCAUUUUCCAAGAGAAUAUUUACAGGAAUUUUGUCAUUAUGCUGAGUAGUUUUCAUGAAGCUGGUUUAGUGGAUAAUUAUACUUUCUUCAAAACAAUUCAAAGCCUGCAGGAGCGUGUUCACACCCCUGCUAGUCCUGCUAGUCCUGAAAUUAGAUCUAGGUUUCUAAAAAGAAAUUCUCUUUCUCAUUGUCUCUACAGGCGGAAAGUCAAGAAAGGUCUUUGGAUGGAUGAAAAGGAGAGUGUCAUAAGAGAUGAGUCGAGACUUUGGGACAAAAAUUCUUCCCAGAAGAGCGUAGAACCAAUGAUUAUUGAGAUAUCUGAUUCCACUGAGUCUACUGAUUCUGAGCCUGAUAGUGAUCAAACUUUAGAUAAGUUUCUAAAAUCAAUCCAGAGCUCACAGUCCACCCUCAAUCCAACAGCACAGAAACGACCCAAACGUUGCUUGAUCGAAUUAUCAGAAUCUGAAAACCUAGAAGAAAUUUUAUCCUCCACGAAGUGCUCGGGAAAGAAGAAAAUCAAGCAGAGACCAACUGAACGGAUGAUCCUUCAGUUAUCCAGUGAAUCCGAGUCUGAUUAAGAGGAUUAUUGGAUUAUCUCCAAUCUUUAGCGCCAAAAUACGCACAAAAUACGUACUCGAAAAACUUACUAUUUUCUGCUAGAAAACUACAAAAGAAACCUUUUACAUUUAAAAAAAUGAUACAUUGUUUAUUUUUCAAAUUUUCUGAUUAGUCCCUAAAAUCGCAACUUCGAGCUAUACACGAUAUAAUGUGGGACACCCUGUAUUAAAUUUGUUUGAAUUAUUAGUAUCCAAAACUUGCAUUUUUAUUUUGUAUCCUGUAUGUCAAGAGUCGUUUAUAAAUGUCAUUUUUACAUUUAGUCAAGGCUUAAAGAUAAAAUGUGUUGUUUAAUGAUAAUAAUGUUGAUUGAUUUUGAUUUUCGUUGUCUGUCUAAUUUUUUAAAAUCAAUUUUUUGUUUUGGAAGACGACAAUUCCGAUAGUUUUACGAUUCCAUUGUUCGACAGCAGACUCAACUAUCUAUCUAUCUUCGUUAGAAUUUAGAAAGGAGAAUACUUAACUUGGAGUUAAAAUUUGAACUACGCUUGAGAUUGUUAUCAUUUGUUUGAUCAGAUAUAUAUAUUAAUUGUUAAGUAUUUGUUAUAUUCAAAAUGAAGUGUCAUUUGUUUACUAUGAGAUGGAACUUUUUUUCAGA